Rotaria sp. Silwood1 is the source of this 1134-nucleotide messenger RNA. NCBI's taxonomy places the organism in Eukaryota, Metazoa, Rotifera, Eurotatoria, Philodinida, Philodinidae. The record is from the annotation of a GenBank genome assembly.
AUGACCGAUCAUAAAAUUAAAGAUGGACUCUCAAUUAAUUUGUGUCGAUGUCGACUUCAUAAUUAUGGUUGUACUGAUUUAUUUCCAUCAAAUCAAUUAUCUAAGCAUUAUUUAAGUGACACACAUAUUAAAAGUAUUAUUAAAUUUAUUUGCGUACAACAAAAUAAUCAUGAAUAUGCACUAAUUGAUCUUGUAAUCGAUCCAAUAGGAACUGGCCAACUUUUAUCGUCAAGAAAUAAUCAAUCAAAUAAUUAUUCACAAUUGGUUGAACGACUAAAUUUUGCUGUAAACGAGUUUCUUCAAUCGUCAAAUACAACAGAUAUUGCUUCAAAUACUUUACGAAAUAUAAAUCAAAUAUCUAAUACGAUUCAAUAUCAAGCAAGAAAUUUAAUCAUUAAUAUGGAUAGAAACUCAAAUUAUACUUCUAACUUACAAACACAUCAAGAUUUAUGUCAAUCAAAUGAAAUGGUAAUGAAUCAAAUUUUUAAUUUAAUUGAUUCAUCAUCAGAUAGCAAUGAAUUAAAUCAUCAUACAGAACAAACUGAACAACAUCAAAAUUCAUCACAUAUCAAUGAACAUAAUACUUUACAAUUUCAUAUAAAUUCAUGUCAAAUUCUUCAAACUCAAUUAGAAAAUACAUCUGUUUCAACAGAUGGUACACUCAUUUGGUAUGUUGUUGAAAUAUUACAAAAAAUUGACGAUGCUAUUAGUGGAAAGCAACCAUUUAUUGAUUCAGAUCAAUUUCAAACAUCAAUGAAUGGUCAACGAUUAUGGGCUCGUAUUUAUCUCAAUGGAAAAUCUGAUCGAAAAUUUAUAUCAUUUCAUAUACAUCUGAAUUUUCCAGUGUAUAAUACUUUUAGUGGUUAUAUUGAAUUUAUUUUGGUUGAUCAAAGCACUAAUAUUCCAUUAGAACACAUUAUAAAACGGUGCCCUGUAGAAAUGAAUAAUGUGAAUGAUUGUAUUGGAUUCGAUGAUUUUAUUGAUAAAAAUCUACUUCAUAAAAAGUCAAAUCCAUAUAUACUUAAUCAUUCAGUUUAUUUCAUUGUCCGUAUUGAACAAACUGAUCAACAAAAAUUUAUUCAUCUUCCAUUAAAUGUUCAAGAUGCUUUAGCUCGAAGUUCUUUAGCACAUUAA